Amoebophrya sp. A120 is the source of this 2294-nucleotide messenger RNA. NCBI's taxonomy places the organism in Eukaryota, Dinophyceae, Syndiniales, Amoebophryaceae. The record is from the annotation of a GenBank genome assembly.
AUGAGAAUCAUCCAAAGACCUCUAGGACGAAAGUACUUACUGCGUUUGUUGCAAGAGCUUUAUCUUCCUCUACGAACGACAUCACUUAGUAUCAGACAUCAUCAAGUGAAGGCGUUUAUAUGUUGAUGAACCUGAGUAGGAUUUUAGAGGGCGAUUUUCCAUUCUUCGAAACAAGGGCACUACUGACCCGCGCGAAAUGCGCGCGCAAGACCCGACGGAACUUGCGGCGCUCCGGCCUGACUGCCCGUACACAACGGCGGUCACCUCCUGGACACAUUGGGUGGCCCUGCCUCCCGCGCAAGCUUCAACUGCACAAAGCCUCAGUGCUGACCAGCAGCCGGCCCGCCGGGUGUAUCAUACCUACGCCCCUGAGCUGGAAUCGGAUCAGGGAGCCGACCGACAAUUUGCGCCACCGGCUGCGCAGUGUCCCCCCUGGGCUAUGGAAGCGGUCAAGACCCUAGAGAGUGCAGGCUGGAGCCGGCACCAGGUGCAGCGCCUCCAAACCUACCGCCCCCAGGUGGGGCGGCUAGAGAACUUGCGGGUGCACACGCAUGAGCUCGCCGGAACCAGAGAUGAACUAGUGGCGCGCUACAAGUUCACCGGGGCGUGCGACGGGGCACACCUUGCAGCAACAGGGCGCGGGGCCUCGGCUGCCUACCUUCACAGCAGCCGCGAAGCGAGGGUGCUUACAGGAGCUUGGGGCGGGAACAAAAGCUCCUACCGCCCGGAGUUCACGGCCCUCAUGGAUCUGCUCGGCCUCGCCAUCCAGGCCGCCGCCGAAGAAGAUACGGCCGCUCAAGAAUUACUUCUUUUGUCCGACGCACAGGCAGUCCUCGCCCGCAUUAAAACGCUUGCGCAGUGCGGCGGGCUGGCUACGGAUGCAGAGUGCGAGAUGCUGGCCCGCCUGGAGCGGGUCAGUCGGCUCUACAAAUGCAUCAGGAUCCAGCAUGUGUACGGCCACACCGAGGUCACCCACAACGAAGUCUCGGACGCCUUGGCUGACCACGCCGCCGCCCUCGGUCCCGCGCCAGCUGAGUGGCCACAGGCACCGACCCUGGACGACGUGAAAGGAUUAGUCAAGGCGGAACUAGACAGGCAAGAAGUGGACGCCAUGCAGUCGCUGAAGCGGGCGGCCCCGUCCGUCAGUGGCAGCCUCUGCAGUGUCUUCCUCCCGGACCGCCCGGCCUGCAAGAAACUGCACAAAGAACUAAGCGCGCAGGGCGAAAGUCGCGAGGUUCAAGUAACUGCGGCAAGCCUACUAGGCGCCACCCGCUUCAAGCAACUCACCCCGGCCGGGCUUCUCGGCCGUAUUUGUCCCAAGUGCGACGCCGUUGCGGACACGCCGGCCCACUUCCUAGAGUGUUACGAAGUCGGGGACCUUGGCGGGCUAUCGGACCCGCAGCGCCUGGCGCGCCUGUUCUCCUACGUCACAUACGGAACGCGCGCACACCAAGACGGGCGGCGCCGUGCCGCCGGCGGCGGCGACGCAGCCGGGCCACCGCCGCCCCAGCACAGGGGCAAUUUUUGAGCACGUAGGGCAUUUUGCCACCAUGAACGUACAGCCGUCACUCCUUCUGGCCUGGUGCCAGUCGCACGUGGUGCCGCUCAGGCAGCGUCUCCCUACACACCGUAGUAUAGUCAUUCUGUGCUGCGCACCAGGAGUGCGCCCUCUGAUUGAUGAAACUAUAAGGAACCAGCGCAAGAGCCGGCCCGCCAUGGUCACACCCUCCAGCGCGAUGCUCUCCUCCAGCCUCACGUCUAGAUGUCGCGUUGCGUAGGUGGGUUUCGUUUCACUGUGCUUCCACAACCUCGUUGUUCAGUGGGUCGCUGCCAGAACAGCAGGAUCAAAGAGCGAGCACCGCGUCUGUUUGAAACAAGAGUGGAUCAAAUAAAUAAAAAAAUAAAAAUUUUCCAUUCUUCGAAACCAGGGCACUACAGCUAGUAUGAAGAGGAGGACGAGUUUGGUGCUAUUGUAUUAUUGGGCAAACCGCUAAUAGUACUAAUAUCGGAACCAAGCCGAUGACAAAAAUGACACGACUUCUUUGUUGUGACUUUGUUCUUUGACACAAAUAAACAUUCGCACGAGAACAGUACUGGCAAGAAUGAUCGCAGAAGUAGUCUACUUCGCGUCGUCGAAGAUGAAAAGCAAAAAUGUGGUCACGACUGACGGGCCGGCCACGUGAUUUAUUGCAACCGCGAUCGGUUUCUCUACUUCGAUCACAAGUAGCGCUUCGCUGCGACUUUGGUAAAAGUGGUUGUGGUUCUUGUGUAUUAGAGGCCCCAUUUUCUUCUAC